This is a messenger RNA of Condylura cristata (star-nosed mole), 690 nucleotides long. Its product is annotated as putative sodium-coupled neutral amino acid transporter 10. Lineage: Eukaryota; Metazoa; Chordata; Mammalia; Eulipotyphla; Talpidae. The transcript has 4 exons. The annotation marks the transcript as partial. The record is from RefSeq and is a predicted model, not a curated record.
AGCUGGGGCUCGCGCCAGCCCGGGGUCCCCCUUUUAAACGUCUCUUUACCGCUGCGCUGCCCACGUCGCCGACCCGGCACGGUGCCGUCUGCGCGCCCCGAGCGCGAGCCAGCCUUGGCUCUGGGCGUGGACGGGGCCUCGUCGCUGUUCGCGCCCACGUGGCUGCGAGGUCAGAACCCGGUUGCCGAAGCAGCCCAGGACGGCCGGGACAAGCCCAAGUCGCCCCGCGAGGACGAGCCGGAGCAGGCCCAGAUCAGGGGCCCCGGGAACGGGCCCCGGAGGGGGGCGCCCCAGGAGAAACGGGAGGAGGCGCAGCUGGACCGCCCUGGGCAAGGGGCCGGCCGGGCGGAGAUGCUGGACCACGCGGUGCUGCUGCAGGUGAUCCAGGAGCAGCAGGUGCAGCAGAAGCGGCUCCUGGACCAGCAGGAGAAGCUGCUGGCCGUGAUCGAGGAGCAGCACAAGGAGAUCCACCAGCAGCGGCAGGACGGGGAGGACGCGGACGGGCCGCCAGAGCCUGGAGCCGCAGCUCCCCGGAGUAAGGAGGAGGUGCAGGAUGGGAAACUGGGGGGCUCUGUGCCACGCACCCCCGCCCAGCCUUUGGACACUGCGCUGGGAGCCCCCGGGCGGCACCCCGCCCCCCCGCCAGGGCCCGGCCAGCGCACCAGGGAGGGGCCCCAGGAGGGCUUUUAA